This is a messenger RNA of Diabrotica virgifera virgifera (western corn rootworm), 15608 nucleotides long. RefSeq lists its product as uncharacterized. Gene Ontology annotation, molecular function: zinc ion binding. The record is from RefSeq and is a predicted model, not a curated record. NCBI's taxonomy places the organism in Eukaryota, Metazoa, Arthropoda, Insecta, Coleoptera, Chrysomelidae. The transcript has 10 exons. The coding region runs from base 296 to 1912 and encodes 538 amino acids.
AUUCGUAUCUCCAUGUAGUAAACAGAGAUAGAGACAAUUCAAGUAACUAAAAGUAAAAGGGAUACAUGACUAACUGAUUGCUCUUUAUGUAGAUAUUUUUCUUAACGAACAAACUUCAGUAAAAUGGAGAACUGAGGAGUUGAGGAGUAUUUUAUUGUUUUGUAUGAAAGUUUUGUUCACAAUAAUGUGCGUGCUUAAAAACAUAAUAAUUGUGGUAUAGACUGAUUGUUCGGGCAUCUGUCAUCAUUUUAAAGACAAAGGAAAUUACAAACGUCCAUAAGGACUGUAUAUAAGUAUGUUUCGACAUCUCCUAAUUAUGUCAGGACUAUCCUCCAGCUGCACAAGGGAUUGUUCGGGAAGAGGAGAAUGUUACAAUGGGACUUGUAUGUGUGAUAUCAGGUUCACAGGAGAUCUUUGUGAUGGCCCCAAUUUACCUUACCAUACAGGUAUCGGAGGUGUUUUCUUCUUCAUCAGUCUAGUGUGUGCUAUUCAACUAAUAACAUGCAUUAUGUCUGAAUAUAGAAGAUUGAAAGCGCCAACUUUAUUCAGAGCUUGCAAAGUAACGACUCAGAAGUUGAUCUAUUUCGUCAUUUGCUUGGCCAGCUUGAUACGGGGUGCAUAUUUUAUCUUUCCUGAAUUGUUUGAAUACGGCUGGUCAAACAGUCUACUCUCCUCCUAUUAUCCUCUUCUGAUGUCAAGUGCUUCGCUAAUUGUUUGCUUUUGGGCAGAGGUAUUCCAUUUACCGGGAAUUCGCUGGGACCGACCGCAGUUUCUUUCCAAAUCUUUUCUGGCCUUCGUUACUUUUAAUUUGAUCAGUUACAGUCUUCUGUUAGCCGAAUUUUUGACCACUCAACUUGCUGAACCUCCCUCAGAUGAUCCCGGUUUCUAUCAUCAUCUGUUCAACGGUUGUUAUGCUGUAUUGAUGUUCAUCGUUGUUAUUUUCUUCUUAAUCUACGGAGUGGAAGUCUAUUUUAAGGUUAGAGGAGGAUUCAUCGCAAGACCGCUACAACUGGCCGGUAACUCUUUCGAAACGGAGCCUUUGAAAGACGAGGCUCUCUUAAAGACGCAGAUCAAUUUGUCUCAGUUGCAUCAAUCCCGAAUAGGACUGUUAAGUCAAGCUCUGAUGUUGAUUGUGAUAUCCGGAUUCUUGUUUUCGGAAACUCUCUCAGAAUUUUGGAAAACUAAGGUGCCAAUAAACUCCAGAAACCUGCACAACAUAAUCUUUAGAGUGGUGGAAAUAGGCGUCGCUCUAUGGUUUCCAGCAGUAUUGUGGAACUGCAUGCAACCCUCCGAGCUAUGGAUACUGAAUCCGAGCAAACUUUUAGCCAAAAUAGACCAAUCGAGGAACGAAAACGUUACCGAUCAAAAUGUUAAGACUGACACCGACGACGAAGCGUUUCUGGAUAGACGGGAAUGCUGGAUAUGCUACGACGCCGAUAAGACCGAGCCCCUGAUACAGCCGUGCGACUGCACUGGCGACGUGUCGAGUGUUCAUCACGAAUGUCUUCGAAGAUGGUUAAUGGAAAGCUCUUCCUCCAGUAACGAACCUUUAAAAUGCAAAGUUUGCAAUUACGAAUACGACAUUCUUAAGAGCAGCGAGGUGAAAUGGGACAAAGGUUUUACUGCACAACACUGGGGAAGUACUGCCUUCAUCGUAACAUGCAUGUGUCUUGCCGUCGCCGGAGCUUGGAUCUCAAUUCAGUUGUAUGCAAAUCCGUACAUAAGAAUGGUCAGCGCCAGCCUGGCACUGAUGGUAAUCUACGUCUGUAUCAGGUUUUUGGGCCAAAAUACUCUAAGCGCCUAUCAGCGUGCCAAAGUAGCUGCACUAAGCAUUGGAAACCACGUGACCACAAUCAGCGCCAACGUAAAUCCUACUCCCGAAGAUGCGCAACAAGUGCAAGCCAGUCUAUAGCUUUCAGAAGUGUUUUGAACACUUAUAUAGCAGAAGGCCGAUGAAAAAGUUAUGUAAAAUUAUAGUUCAGUUGUUUUAUUUCGUAGAUUUUGGUAUUCUAUAUACAUGAUAUUGUUGCCAAGUUUAUAAUAUAGAAUAGUUUAUCGGGAAAUAUAAAAAAUAAACAAAACGUUUAGUAGGAACAGUACUAGACACGUACUGAUUAAUGACUACUACAAAAAUAUAUUUACCAGUGUUUUACCAGUUUAUAAGUAUUGAUUGAAAUACUUUUAGUCUUCUUAGUUUCGAAAAAUGAUAAGUAGAUGACGCAGUUUUUAAAAAUCUCAAAACUUGACUCCUUUUGAUAUUUGAUAAUUGUCAUUCAUAAUGCUCUUUCCGAAUAUUCUUCCAAAGCCCUUUAUCUUGUAGCAUAUCAGUUUUAGGCAUUUUUGGGGAUAUUAGACAGUAUAAUAGGAAAACAUGGAUCUGUUUCUAUAUAACUGCUUAUGUCCCGUUCUUAUUUGGCUUGUUCUGUAUAACAGAUCUUAUCUCAGAUUAGUCAUGUGGACGGGAAAAAACGUUUAAAAAUCUUUUUCCUGUGUGACUUCGAAAGCAGAAACGUUAAUAUAUUUAUAGAAGUUUUUAAUUUUAUACCUGUGUUAUGAUUCCCAUAAAAUCGCUUAAAGCUGUUCCUGAGCUACAAAUAUACAUCAGGGAAAUAAAUAUUCAUAGAUAUUUGCAUCGUAUGAAUAAACCAGUCAUCUAUUGAUAUUUUUCAAUCGUGAAAAGUAUAGAAAAGUCAAUUUUUAAUUCUAUUACUAACGCCUGAAGCUUAAAAGUGAGAUAUUGUCAAAUAUCUUUUAUCUUUACUGAUAUGUAAAGGGUGCACAGGCUCAAAGAAAUUAGUUUUUUUCCUUUUUUCUUCUCCUAAUUAUCAUUUUAGCCAAUAAAUGCCGGUCCUAGAUAAUAAAAAAGAAUUUAUAAGUAAAAUUGGAUCUUAUUUGAUCCCAUACUCUCUUUCUCAGCUUGAUUUCAACGCUUUGUUUCUCGACUUUUGUGUUAGGUCUCAAAAUAUGCCCCCAGUUCUGCUCAUCCGUUUCUCUCUCAAAAUAUAAUAUAGACCUGGAACAUUCUGUUGGAUUUAUUGAGUGUGUUGCGUUUGUGCAACACCCGCAUAAACAAAAAUACGUCUCAAAAUACGCCCCAAGUUCUUCUCUUUCGUUUAUCUCUCAAAAUAUCUCUACCUGAAACAUUCUUUUGGUAUGAGUAUGUUGCGUUUAUGCAACACACUAAUAAACAAAAACACAGAAUUCUACCACUAAAAAAUAUAAAAGAGUCUGGAUUCCGGUCCUAGCUAAUAGACCAAGAAAUUUUAGGUAACGUUGGAUCUUAUUGGUUCACAUAUUCUCCUUCUCGGGUUGAUUCCAAGGUUUUAUUUGUCAACUUUUGUAUUCCACAUUCCACCCUCUAAGUUCUUCUCUUUCGUUUCUCUCUCUAAAUAUCUCUACAUACAACAUUCUUUUGGAGUUUAUGAGUAUGUUGCGUUUGUGCAACAUAAACAAAAACAAAAAAAUUGCCCUUAGAAAAGGUAAAAGGGAAAGGCAUUCCGGUCCUAGCUAAUAGACCAAGAAUUUUUAGGUAAAAUUGGAUUUUAUUCGUCCACAUAAACUUCUUCUGGGGUUGAUAUUAGUGCUUUAUUUGUCAACUUUUUGGUUGGGUCAAAUACGUCCCAAGUAUUUCCAAAUUUCCUUAUCUGGAGCAUUCUUGUGAGGUCUGUAAACAGUUGCCGAGGGUUAGAUCUGAAUAAUGCUGUGGAUGCGAAAUAAAUCUGUAGGUUAAAGAAGUGGUGGAUACGUAUUUCAUCCAUUGUUACAUUUCGAUGCAGAAACUGAACGAUUUUUGUAUUAAAAAAGACAUUUUCGUGCCCUCUAUGAGGUAGAAAAGGAAAAAAGGGAAUGGGAGGACAGAAUAUUUUUCCAAUAUGAACACCCUUAAUUUUUCUAUGCAAUUUUUGUUCGUAAUUAUUUGUAGCUACGAACAGUUUACUUAUUUCUGUCAAAGCAAUUUUUAUUCUUAUUUUCUUUGCUAGUAGGCUUCGUGAAGACAAGUACACGCUGUAUAUUUCCCGGACCAUAUACCGUUCCAUGAUAGACCUAUCCAAAAAUAUUUACGGCUUCAAUUUAUUCAAAAAAUAAGCUUUUUAGUAAGGAUUUUUCGUGCUUCGAAUUUCUUGCUAUAUUUUACAUACACUUUUAUAGCUGCCAGCUAGACUAGUGGCUCAUGAAACAUUUGAAAGAAAUUUGUGAUAAUAUUAAUUGUAUUAUAAUGUAUAUUUUUAUUUUAAUCAUAGAGUUAAUAUAUUCAGUUCUAGGUUUUAGUUGAUAAGUUGUGAACGUUAAACAUUAUUUGUAGAAGUAAACAUACGUGUACCUGUUUUGAGUAAAGUUUUAUUUCAUCGAGAUGAAUGCUUGUCAGUUACCAAAGGGAUGAGGAACAUUCUGGUGGACCUCUAUCAUCAAGACUAUCCAACAAGUAGUCGAAUUCUUUGUGAAAAAGAUAUAGGCGGAUGCUUUUGUCCAAAAAGGUCAAUUGUAUAGUCACAGCUAAAACAUUUUUUAAACGAUAGAUUUUGAUGCCGAUAUGAUACAGUAUGUCUGCGUAACUUAAAACCAUAUGGGAAACUUUUUUAAUAUCAAUUUUACGAAAAAAAGUUAUUCUUCAUAAAGUGCUCUGCAUAGUCUAAAACCUAAGAUGCAAUCAUCAGAUAUCAAAUUUUAUCAAUCAUAUACGAGGUAUGUCCAAAAAUAUGAAUUUUGCUGAAGAGUAAAGUGCCUUUAUAUUUCAUAUCAAAAAUUGUUAUUAAGAAAAGUUGUUUGUAAUUAAAAAUUAUUUUAUAAUAUGUAUUUACACUCUUCUAAUUGAAAAAAAAAUUGAAAAUUUUCCUCAAAUUACGGAUACCCAACAUCAUUUUUAUUUAAGAUAACACCGUUAUUAUUAAUUUUGCGAAAAAAAGUUAUUCUUUAUAAAAAUGUCUGAAUAGUCAAAAAACUAAGAUGCAAUCAUAAGAUAUCAUUUUUUUUUCAAUUUUAUACGAGGCAUGUCAAAAAAUAUGAAUUUCGCUCAAUAGUAAAAUACCUUUUAGGUCUGGAUCCCGCGUAUGAAAAAAAAAGUUGAUUAAUAGCAAGCUGAAAAUUUGUUAAUAGCUUAAGGGUGUCUAGUCGGACAAACUUUGAUAUAUGGGAACACUGGAACAGGGAAAGUUUUAAUUGUGGAACAGGUUAAAAAUUUGGAACGGUCAAACCACGAAAACGGCACAUGUAUUUUGUCCGACAGAACAGACUUAAACUCUCCGAACAGAGAUUAAACUCUCAUGCAAAAAUCAGACUGCUAUUUAUCACCAAAUGGGCGUUUUAAUGAGUCUAACAUGUAGAAUAUGUCAAAUGACAGGUGAUAAAUAGCAGUCUGAUUUUUGCAUGAGAGUUUAAUGUCUGUUCGGAGAGUUUAAGUCUGUUCUGUCGGACAAAAUAAAUGUGCCGUUUUCGUGGUCUGACCGUUCCAAAUUUUUAACCUGUUCCACAAUUAAAACUGCCCCUGUUCCAGUGUUCCCAUAUAUCAAAGUUUAUCCGACUAGACACCCUUAAACUAUUAACAAAUUUUCAGCUUGCUAUUAAUCAACUUUUUUUUCAUACGCGGGAUCCAGACCUAUUUAUAGUUCACAAUAUUUCAACUAGAAGGAUGCAAUUUCAUACUGAAACAUAGUUUUUAAUUCUGAACAACUUUUUAUAAUAACAUUUCAAUAUUGUGAAAAUUAAAGGUACUUUACAGCGAAAUUCAUAUUUUUUGACAUACCUCGUAUAAAAUUGACAAAAUUUAAUAUCUUAUAAUUUUAUCUUAGUUGUUAGACUAUGCAGAACGUUUUGUAAAGAAUAUUUUUUUUUUCGUAAAAUUAAUAAUAACGAAGCUAUCAUAAAUAAAAAUGAUGUUGGGUGUCCGUGAUUUGAGAAAAAAAAUUUCAAAAAAAAAUUUUUCAAUUAGAAGAGUAAAUGCAGAUUAUAACAUAAUUUUUAAUUAUAAACAAUUUUUCUCAAUGACAAUUUUCGAUGUUGUGAAAUAUAAAGGCACUUUACUCUUGAGCGAAAUUCAUAUUUUUUGACAUACCUCGUUUAGCGCCGGACUCCACUUGCGAUUUUCUAGUCGCGUGAUUGUUUUGUCGCGAAGAUUGAAUACAUUGUUUCAAAUACAAGUCAAUCCCCGAUUAUUUAGUCGCAAAUGGAUUGACUUGUAUUUGAAACAAUGUGUUCAAUCUUCGUGACAAAACAAUCGCGCGACUACAAAUCGCAAGUGGAGUCCGGCGCAUACUGUUGAUAAAAUUUGAUAUCUGAUGAUUGCGUCUUUGGUUUUAGACUAUGUAGAGCACUUUAUAAAGAAUAGCUUUUUUUCGUAAAAUUGAUAUUAAAAAAGUUUCCCAUAUACGCAGACACACUGUAUAUGUUUAAAAGGUUACAACAUAUUUUCUCUAUAUUAAUUUUCAAUAUGAUCAAAAAUAGAGAUAUUCUUGAGCAAGGAGAACAUUUUUUACACACUUCCUAUACAACUGAUAAAAUUUUAUAUCUGAUGUAAUCUAUAUAAAAAUCUAUUUAGUAAUAUAAACAUUAACAUGAUUAAUUAUACAGGGUGUACAAAAAAAUUAAUUAAAUUAAUUGUUUAAUUAAUACAGUGGAACCUCGAUAACUCGGAUUAAUCGGGACCACGACCGAUCCGGGUUAUCGAAAAUCCGAGAUAGCCGGAGAAUAUGGUAAAAAUUAAUAAAAUACGGUAUACUUACAGAUAAACUCCGUUAGAAUUGAAAUAACAUGAAAUAUUUUUAUAAAUAUGCACAGUACAUAUUACCUACUCAUUACAAUUCUAAAAAAAACACCAAACCCAAACAAUACAAGACACACAAUACUAAAGACCAUUGUUUAUAAAAGAAUUUUUUAAAUAGUCUUUCCUAAACAAUGCUGACAGUUUGAAAUAAAAAGGAAUAGAUACUACAGACAGCUGGCUGUUGUUUCUGAGGCGUGUACUAUGAGUAAUUUUUAAUCUCGUGUUCAAAUUACACACAUAAGUACAUGACACAGAGAGUCUAGACACAUUAUCUCUCAAAUAUUAUAUUACAUACACUUUUAUUGUUGAAAGGAUUGUCUGAUAAUUAACUAUUUUGAUUGGAAAUAAGCCACAAUUAAAUUGAAAAAUACAAAAUAUUGAAAAUCAAAAUGUUUAUCUGAUGAAAAUCGGUCCGGGUUAGCCGGACUUCCGGGUUAUCGGGGGCCGACUUAUCGGGGUUCCACUGUAAUUAAAAAAAAAAUUUGGACACCCUGUAUAAAUAAUGAUCUUAAUGUUUACAGUACUGUAUAGAGUACUGUAAGUCGAUUACGUCAUCACGCCCAAAUGGAUGACGUCACUAGUACGAUAUAUAUGUCAAAAAAUCAUAAUUUAAAAAUCGAAUUACUUUUGUAUUUUACAUUUCUUUCUAAUUCUGUAAAUAAAGCAGUUUACAAGGGGGUCAAAAUAUAAUGAAUAACCCUGUACAUUCAUUGGGGCCGACCGACCGGCUCUGUCCCGUCAUACAGCUGACCGACUAUAAUAAAUUUUAUUUAUAUUCAAUUUAGAAUGUGUGUACUGAUUUUUAGCCUUAGUAAAUGGAUUUAAUUACCUUCGUAGGAAAGCAACUUUGAUACCCUCUCAGUAACCCCUGUUCUACGUUUCGCUUGACCGACCGCAGUAUGUUUCUCUACACAAUCACAGUAAUCAACUGUGAAAAAUUUAGCUUUAGUAAAUUCAAAGAGAUUUUUCAGCGCUGCCUCUCCGUCUAUAAAGAAUGGCUUCUACCAACAUUCGUGACUAUACCGAAAAAGAGAAACGCCAGACAAUGUUGCGAACACCGUACCAUCAGUCUAAUGUACCACACACUAAAAGUAUUUCUAAAGAUUAUUCAUCGUAGAAUAUAUAAAAAUUUAGAACAAGACAUUGGACAAACUCAGUUCGGAUUUAGAAAUGUUCGAGAACCAGAGAGGCAUUAUUUGCAGUAAAUGUGCUAAUACAGAUAUGUUUAGAUGUAAACCAGGACAUCUAUGUCUGCUUCCUAGCUUAUAAAAAGGCAUUCGAUAGGGUGAAACAUAAUCCGCUAAUAAAACUACUGUGAACAAAGAAUAUCGACACACGGGAUAUAAGAAUAAUAAAUAAUCUGUAUUAUGAACAAGAAGUUGUCAUAAGAAUAAAUAAUUUAAAAACUAAUAAAAUCAAAAGAGGUGUUAGACACGGAUGUGUCUUGUCGUCAUCACUGUUUAAUGCAUGCUCGGAGGAAAUAUUCAAAAAAGCAUUAGAAGAUGAAGUAGCAGGCAUAAAAAUAAAUGGCCUACCCAUAUGUGAGAUUAGAUAUGCUGAUGAUACAAUACUAAUAGCAGAAAAUAUUACAGAUCUACAAAGAAUUGUAGAUAAGAUGGUUGUAACGAGUGAAUAAUUUGGUCUGUCACUAAACAUAAAAAAACAAAAUUCAUGGUUAUAUCAAAGAAAAAUAUUAGAAACAUCAAUCUACACGUAAAGAAUAAGACGAUAGAACGAGUUCAGAAUUAUAACUAUUUAGGGACAAACAUUAAUGAAACAAACGAUUAUACCAAAGAAAUCAGAGUUAGAAUAGAAAAGGCUAGAAGUGCCUUCAAUCUAUGAAACAAAUAUUAUGUAGUAGAGACCUCAGUCUAAAUCUUAGAAAACGAGUACUAAAGUGUUAUGUAUUUUCUGUUCUUUUGUAUGGUGUGGCGAUAUGGACUCUUAAUAAACAAUGUCUCAAUAGAUUGGAAGCAUUUGAAAUGUGGACAUAUCGAAGAAUGCUGAGAAUCUCCUGGACAGACAGAAUAACCAAUGAAGAAGUACUAAGAAGAAUAGGGAACAGCAGGGAGAUAGUGGAUUCCACCAAAAUAAGAAAACUACAAUAUUUGGGUCAUAUAACACGUGGUGACAGAUAUGAACUCCUAAAAUUAAUAAUGAGGGAAAGAUUCUAGGAAGGCGCAGCAUAGGUAGAAGCAAAAUGUCCAGAUUUAGAAAUCUCAGAGAAUGGUUUAGAUAUAGCUCAACUGAACUCUUUCGGGUUGUAGUGUCAAAAGUUAGAAUAGCAAUGAUGAUUGCCAACCUUCGUCUCGGAGAUGGCACGUAAAGAAGAAAUGAGUACAUUCAACAACAUGGGCAAACUCUUUAAAAGCCACAACCUUAAUCUGGAGAUAAAAGUAAGGCUCCUACGAUGUUAUAUCUUCUCAAUAUUAUACUACGGAGUUGAAUCCUGGACACUCAUUAAAGCGAUGCAGAAAAAACUUGAAUAUUCGAGAUGUAGCUAUACAGGCGAAUCCUAAGGAUAUCAUGGACGGACAAGAUAACCAACGAGACCGUACUACGAAGAAUGGGGAAAGAAUGAGAGGUGAUGUAUACGAUUAAAAGGAGAAAGUUAGAAUAUCUCGGACACAUAAUGAGAAACGGCACUAAAUACAGAUUACUGAAGGUAACCCUUCAAGGCAAAGUAUUCGGAAAACGAGGAAUUGGGAGAAGAAAAAUAUCAUGGUUAAAGAACCUGAGGAAAUGGUUCUCCACAACAAAAACUAAUAUAUGUAAAGCAUCAUUUAAUAAAAUAAUUAUAGCCAGAAUGAUAGGCCAAAAUUCGAAACGAAUAGGCAUCAAAUGAAGAAGUUAUUCCCCCAGUGCGACAGAGAAAAUUGUUUGUAUUUAGGGUAGGCAUCUCUUUCUAAUCGACGAGAUUUAUCCAAUGACGUUGGCUUUAUCGACCACGUGACUUUCCCACUACCGCCGAUUUAAUAAACCUCGCCGAUUAGAGAUGCCUACCCUAAAUACAAACACUGUUCUCUGUCACACUGGGGGAACAAUUUUAGAUUACAGCGCGCAGUCUAGGUAGUAUAUUAUGUCUAUGCGUGUAACUGACAGGUAUCAUAACCUAAAAACAUUUCCAAUUUGAAAUCGCACAAAAAUUAUAAUUUUUCGUCACUUGUACGCAGGGUUGGAAGUCAAAGACAUGCACAUACCACAUAUACAUCAGUAAUGCUGAGAAAUAUUUCAAUUUUUAUCUCUCGUACAGACUAUAAUCGAGUACAGACUAAUGGCGAGUUUUAAGUCACUUUUCACACACUUUUGAGGGCCAAUGAGUGGAGGGAAAGACAUUCAAAACUUAACGUUAUUAAAGUCAGUACGGAUUCCUACACAUUUCUUCGGAUCCAAGUGCAGUUCUUUCAAUAAGUUUAAUACUAUUUUUUCCAAUGCUUCUCCUGGCAAGCCUUCUUUUUCCCCUCUUCCUUGAUUUUCACUAAUUAUCUCAUAAGCGUCAAUGAACCUGACAAAGUCUUCACGAAUGUUGUUAUUGUGUAUUUAGGUAUCUCAAAUUUAGAGAAAGCUGUUCCAUGUGGGAUACGUCGUUGGUCGUUUCGUCAAAUAUGACAGAGUAAUAAUUUGCACUCUGAUUCAUAAUUUGUUCAAUUAUUUCUCCACAUGUUAUCAAUUUAUUUUGAAUGGUGCUACUAAUGUAUGUUGCUCAGGAAGAUGCUGUGGAUAGGUGUUGUUUAAGAGUCUUAUCUCCUGAUGCGACUUUAAACCUUAAUAAUUCCCCUCAUUGGUGGGUCCAGCAUCUUCGUCCAGAAGCAGAAGGCCAUUAUCACGAUGGCCUUUUAGAGGAAUAUUUUGUCGACCUAAAAACCCUAUAGACUUUACUUUUGGUCAUAGUCUUUCUCAAUUUUCUUGUAUCUCUUUAGAUCUCUGAGAGUCUAUCUGGUUAAUGACUGACUUUUGCGGGUUGCGAUAACUGUAGAAAAUCCAGCCCAAUCUGAACGAAUUUCUUGUGGUAUGAUGUUUUUUCAUGAGUUUGUAUGCCUCCGUCUUUGUCCAUGAGUUUAGCGAAAGAUGAUAAAGGUUUAGUGACAAGCUUUUGGGCUGUCAUCCCUUUAUUGUGACCAUAUUUUUCAUUAGAAAAAUAAAACGCCAUACUUACAAAACAAUAUCUUUUGAAUAUGCGAAAGUACCAACCAACUCCUUUGUUCUAAGCGCUGGUGACCCAAGUAACGCUCCAUUUCUUUUUAAUUCUGUAUGUGUACAGAAUGUGGAAAUUUACACGAUUUUAAUGGCUGCCAAGAUCGUUCUAACAAUCGGCACUCUGUAAAAUUAUCAACAUUUUGAUUUACAAAACAUCCUAUGUCAUUCUUGAAGCUACCUUUACUGCUUUUGUUCAAUUCUAGUCAAGAAGACAUAUUUAUCCUCAUAUAUAUGUGUUUGAAACUAAAAACAUUUGAACUGCAAAUAUUUAAAUUUAUAUAUUUUUUUUUAAUUCUCGGAGGGGGCAUGGCCCCCUCCCUGGAUCCGCCCUUGUGUUGCCGGCUUAAAAUUUGCUGUCAUCUCCGUUUAAUUCCAUGUUAUGAACUGCCAUAUAUUCACUUCUUUGACUUCCAACAGUGUAUUAUUAUUAUUUGCGAAGUCUUUUAGAUCAUUAACCUUGAUACAUUCGUACCUCUUACAAAAUUUAUUAUUAUUGAAAUCUUUUUUUUGUGUUUCUCAUAAGGUAUUUGUUUUUGUUAACUAGAAUUUUUUACUUUUUUGUUAUUCUUAAUUCUUAUUGUUAGAUGCUAAUGUAAAUAAAAAGCUUUAGAAAGUAUAUUUAAUUAUUAAUUCUGCAUUUAUUGUGCGCAUGCGUAUUCUUUACACGUCAUAUUUGUCUUGAUAGAAUUUUAUAGGUUUUGUUUAAGGGGAUAGGCGCAAAAUUUCGGCUCCAAUGCUAUUUAAAUUCAUUCAUUUUUCUCGACUCCUGAGAAAACUAAUAAGUAUUUUUGAAAAAUUUUAACGCAAAAUGAAAGAUUACGUUAUUACCGAGGGUAGAAAGUCCCUCAAAACUUCUAUAAUGUCUAUUUUAAUAAGUUACAGGGGUGAAAAAGAAAAGAAAAUUUAGUGUGAUUUUUAAUUUUAAAUAUCUCAUUCAAAAGAAACUUUUUGUUUGCUCUAAGGGACUUUCUACCCUCGGUAAUAAUGUAGUCUUUCAUUCUGCGUUUAAAUUUUUCAAAAAUAUUUAUUAGUUUUUUCAGGAUUUGAAAAAAUGAACAAAAUAUUGGUCAUACAAUGCACUCAGUCGAACAGAACGUGGUGACAAGACAGUGACAAAUAAGGCUACUAAAUAUUUGACAUGACUUCAGGAAUAUUUUGAGUUGUUUAUUAAAUAAUAUUGAUAGUGUAUUUGAUAAAUAAUUGAUUUAAGACGUGAACAGAGAAUACACCAGGAUAUAUUCUGUGAUUCAAGUAUUUUGUUGUUAAAGAUGUUCUCAAAAUUUAUCUAAGUGUUCCAUAGUAUCAAUAUAUUAUUAAAAAAUAACUUUUUCUCUUUUGUCGAGUAUUAGUUUUUGUUGUAUAGUAUAUAAUUUAUUGUAAUCACUGAAUACAUAGUUAGUGAAAAAAUAAUCAUAUUAAUUAUCUGAAUUAAUAAUUUAAGUGUUAAACAAGUAACGGUUAUCCAAGAACAUUCAAAAGCCAUCUCUAAGUUAAUGAUGACAAUGUUAUUCUCAACUAGUCUAGUCUCCAUAUCAGUGAGAAUUUUACUAUACGUAAUUUCCCAUGUAAAGAAAGAAAAAGUAGAGAUAGCCGUAAAAUAUUUGCGCCUACGCUCGUAAUGACAGCGUACAGCACAAAAACAAUGAAUGGGUAAUAUAUAGCAAUGGGGCAAUGAGAGGUAAUAGAAGAGGAAACAAAUAAAAAUAACAUAAAGAAACUAAUGUAUGUAAUGUCCUUGUGUAAAGGUACCAUUUUAGGUAGAGCACCGACUCUAAUUUUCCUCAUAAUAUGAAAACAAUUAUGUUUGCCGUACACUUCCUUUGGAUAUACACCUUACAGAAUUUGCAAAUACCAAAAUCUACAAAUAUUUGAAAAUAUUUGGUUUUUUGAUUUUAUUAGACAAAAAAUAACAAAGAUCUCAUUGAAUUCUGUUUUUUAUUACUGAGUUACUCCAAAUGUAGACAACUUGCAGUUCCUGGUGGUAGUGUUGUCCGAUAAAUGAUCAAGUGAAACAGAAGUGAUGAAAAACGGCCAUUUUAAAUCUAAUCGUGUAUACUUUAAAUGCAAAAUAAAUUUACCAAACUUAUUUUUCUCCUGGUCCUCUUAACUUUUCAAAGUCAGGGUUAACCUCCAUUAAAAUUUCAGCCAUGCAUUUCUUAUCCAGAGUUAUCCCACAAUGCCUGUCUUUUGUACCAGCGCCAUCUAAUAUUUUUUCCAUUAUGUAGGUACGUGCCACUGGAUUCACUAGUACUAUAAGUUGACAGAGGUUUAAAAAAUCAGAGACCAUACUUACAAAAAAUAGCAUGUCUGAGCUACCAAAAUGUUUUGGGUAAAAACCCUUUAAAUGUGAAGAAUUAUGUUGUGUUAUAUACAUGAUUUAGUAGGGCUUUUCAUUCACAGUCACUUUUUCGAGCAUCUGUCAUAUCUCGUAUAAUCCGUGUAUAUUAAUAUUAUACACAGAUUAUACAACAUAUGACAGAAGCUCGAAACAAAUGACAAUCGAUGAAAAACCCUAUUAAAAGUUAGGGAGAAAUAAAACAUGACACUUGACUCCUGCGCACACAGGGUCGGCUUUGCUUAAUUUUACAAACACAAAAUUAAAUGCAUCUUGUAGGUACGGUAAGUGCAUAAUACUUUGACUUUGAUACUAAAAUCACUUUACCUAUUUUACAUCACCUGUAUAAUGUCUUUAAACCUUUGUUUAUCUUUUGUAAGUUGUACUUUAGUAAGAAUUUUCUAAAAGACUUCAUGAUUUUUCACUUUAUCGUAUUGUAGGUUAGGACAUAUAAUACAGUCAUUCGUAAUAGAUAUAAAAUCAUUGUUUAGAUAUAAAAAUCCUUAGAUAUAUCAUUAAAACAGUGCAGAAAUUUGUUGUAAAGGUGCUAAUUCUAGUAUAGUGUAAACCCUUUGACGUAAGGAGUGUUCGUUCUGAAGUAAAUUUCCAACAUGCGAUUUUUAUUGUAGUUAAUAAGUAAUUGGUAAACAGAAAGCAUUGUAGAUCAAAUGUAGACUAUUUUUCUAAUCAUUGUAUUUGGCAAUAAUUGUUUUUUUACUUAUAAUGGAUCAAAAUAACUAUAAAUAUGUCAAUCACCCGGUUAACCCAUGAAGAACAGAAUUGUUGAUGGCCAAAGAGCUCUAAUAACAUAAAAUAUGCAAAGAAAAACUGCUAAAAAUAAUUUUAAGAUUUUACCCUCACAAAUAAGUCAAAAAAUACAUGUUGCCAUAUGGUAACAGCAAUCCUUGUCAGAUAUGUCCUCCAUUGUAAAUUUAAACAUACAGGUAUUUUAAAAUAUGCCAAAGGAAGAAGAAUUAACACACUAUAUAACUAAAGAGGUCAAAGUAAAUAUUGAAGAUAUUGUACGUUAUAGCCUUUGCCUACUUCAGUAUGCAGUCAAUUGUUCGGAAAGUCGAUAUACAGAUCUACCCUGCGUGUUUCUUCUUUUCGUCUACACUAGUUGUCAGAAAGUGACAACUACUAAAAGAACGGCUAGAGACACUUGUAGACGGAUGUGUUUCACGUUUUGGAAGAUUUUUUUAAACAUGCCUUAAUACUCUUUCAUUUUUUUCUUUGGAAGGUGAUGAAAUAUGGAAAAAUCUAGUAGAAACUUCCAAAAACAUUUGAAAGCCGGGUUUUUUUCGUAUAAGACGAGGUUGCGUAUUUUUUAAGAAGCCUUACUACUUAAGUGAAGGAAUAAAUAUUUAAUAAAAGAUCUGUUACAGACAGUAAUGAUCAAACAACAGAAAUAAUAAUUCUCUGCAACAAAGACAUUAGAUUAGAACUGAGAGUAAAAUUAUUUAAAAAUAAGACACUAAUAUUAUGAAGUUUAUUUUGUAUAACACACAAAAUAUACCAUAAUAUACAGUUUUGAAGUUUUUUUUCAACCCCCCUCUGUGGCUCAGUGGUAAGAGCGCCCACCUUUGGAUCGAAAGGUCCGAAUGGUCGUGAGUUCGAAUCACACCAGGGUCAGAAAUUUUUCGUUUAUUAUAAAUUAAUAAUUGAAGGUAGUUUCUGUCCUUGUGGGAUCGGUACUCACAUGAGGGACCGCAGACGUUCGGAUACAAUUAGCGUCUCUUUGCAAAGACAAUGACGUCGACUUUACAAAGUAACAAGGCACUUACUCAACACACACACACACUACACAUGACACUAGAUACCUAACUGCAAAAAUUCACUGUAUUGCCUACCAUGCCAAUGGCCAUUAGUUGUCGAGACAUUAGCUAAAUAAAAAAAAAGUUUUUCAAAAAAAUACUAGCGCCAUCUGUUAUUGGAGUAAAACUUUUGUAUUCAGAAGCAGUUUCUGUCUAACUCAACAUUGUUGCCAUAAUGCAACGCGAGUCCUUCAUGGGUUAAAUUAAGGAUAUUGGGUAGAUUAGUAGAAAUCUUUUCGUCCUCGGUAUUAUUGUUUUGAAAAUUAAGUGCAAUACGUGAAAAACUGUUUUGUUGAAAACAUUUAAAAAUUUUUAUACUUUUCAUUUAAUGAUAUUAGUUUUAAUCAUUACUUUACAUGUAUUGUUUGUCUAAGUUGUGUGGUAUUCUCCAUUAAAUGGUCACUACUUGACUUCGAUGUCGUCUUAAUAUUAACCUUUAUGUUACUGUAAAUAUAUGGAUGUUCUAUUCAGUAGUUGUGAAUAUAAUAUACUGGAUGUUCAUGGA